Molecule: messenger RNA, 3900 nt
Organism: Eremothecium sinecaudum
Lineage: Eukaryota; Fungi; Ascomycota; Saccharomycetes; Saccharomycetales; Saccharomycetaceae
Gene: RAV1
Product: Rav1p
Exons: 1
Coding region: 1-3900 (1299 amino acids)
Biological process (GO): vacuolar acidification
Cellular component (GO): RAVE complex
Molecular function (GO): protein binding
Source: RefSeq, a predicted model, not a curated record
AUGCUAAACUUCUUACCUGGUGAACCUAAUAAGACAAUACAGACUAUUUGUCAUAAAACGUGGAAAAGGCAUACAAUUUUAGCAUAUUGCUCUGGGAAUAAUUUAAUUAUCCUUUCAAAUAGGUUUACGAAGCUUCAAACAAUUUACUUUGAUAAUGAUGCUACUGCAGUUGAUAUUAGUGAAAUCUCUGGAUUAAUUGCAAUAGCCGUUGGGAACGUUGUACAUAUUUAUGAACCUCUGCAUAAUAUAUCAAAAGAUCCAAAAUGGGUUGCAAGUACUACAAUAUUUCAUGAUGAAUCUCGAGUUAACUGUUUGGAAUGGACUCUGAAUGAUGAGAUAGUGGUUGGAUCGGACUAUCUAUCUUUAUGGAAGUUUAAAAGUGAUAUUAAUACCCUUUGUCCUUAUCUACUAUGGACACAGAGGCAUCCAACACCAGUUUAUAGAUGUUUGGUGUCACAAGAUGCCCAACUUAUUGCUACUCUUGGCAAGUAUGAUAAAAAAUUGAAGGUUUGGAGAAGGAUAAGCAACGCUGGGGACCAUGUACUCUUUGAUUUGACUUUGAUUCCGCAUGUUGGGUACGUUACAAUGUUCCGCUGGCGGAAAGUUGAAUCCGAAACACAACCGACGAUACAUAUACUUUACACACUAUGUUCAGAUUAUAAUUUUAGGAUUUGGUCGAAUUUUGAUAAUGAGAACAAAAAUAAUGUACAGAAUUGGGGCACCAUACAACUAGAUAAGGGGAAGGGUGAAAGAUUUGCAUUAGUUAUCGAUAACUGGAUACUGGAAAGGACAAUUCCUAAAGAUUCAUCUAAACCCUUUUUAAACUAUCUAUCUGAUAAUCAUGUGGAGAUGGUGGGUAUUAUAUCAACCAAGGGACUGUUAAGGGUGAUUGCAUUAGAAAAUUUGUCGGAGGAUCCUCCAAGGAUUGUCAACAUCACUGAGUUGAAGACUGUAAAACUUAAUUCCUCCUGGUUUACAUCUAAUCCCAAAUUUCUUUACUUCGCAGAACCUAGGGUGUUCGACAAUUCUGUGCAUAAAAUAUCUAUAAUAAUCCAUGACUUAAGAGGUUCCAUUAAGCAUUUAUUGAUUUCAGUUGAUAAACUUUUUGAACAAAACUCUGUGACGAAUGUAUUAGAACACAAAUUUACGGGACAUAAUAAAUCGAUCCAAAAAUUGCAAAGAAGUAGUGACGGUGAAGCAGUUUUAACUAUAAGCAGAUUUGAUGAGAAUUCACUGUGGGUUCCUCAACCUCUACACUCAGGAAUCUCAUUGAAGAAAAGAAGCUCUAUUCUGACAACUUCACCAGUAUAUCAUGCAUUAGUGCAUGAGAAGGGUGCUUUGGUUAUCACUUUAUUAAGGUCUUACAAACUUCAGGCCUGGGAUUGCUCAUCAGUGAAAUCGAAAGUGGCUGCGCUGAUUUGUGAAACGGAAAUCAAUAGUGAAAGAGGCUACCCACUACUAAUGAUAGCAACUCCUGAGAAGAAGCAUAAUCAUGAAUGUCAUUUUGUUUCCCUUCUCUAUUCAACUGGACAUGUUGAAUGCUAUAAAGUUACCAAUAGUGCCAUCACCCAGAUUCAGUCGAAUAAAAUACAAGUUGAUGACGAUGAUGGUGGAACUAUUUAUUUGGCAUCUGCGAUAGAUCCAGUUCAGCAUACCUUCUUCAGCGAUAGAAACUUAGUUGCCACUAUAUCCUCAUCCGGGCUCGUUCGGACACAUAAGGCGUUGGUCGCAGCUGAUCAAUCUUCCAUUGUUUGGAAAGUAAGCCAUGAAAUGAACACUAAUAUAAAAAAUUCAUCGCGACUUUCUGGUUCUUCUUUUGAGAAGAUAUGUAUAGUUGAUUCAACCAGAAAAGUGUUCUCAAUUUGGGAUAUUAACAAGGAUGUUGUAGAAUGUGAGUAUAAUUUUGAGACCCCAAUUUUGGAUAUCGACUGGACAAGUACAAGAAUGGGUCAGAGCAUUGUAUCGAUUGGUUUUGAUAACCACGUAAUUUUAUUUACUCAGUUAAGAUAUGAUUACACUAAUAAGCUCCCCAGUUUUUCUCCAAUAAAAAAGAUAGAAAUUGCAAAGCAUACUACGCAUAGAAUUGGAGACUCUACAUGGUUAAAGGAUGGAACAAUAGUUGUAGCUUCGGGUAACCAACUUUUCAUAGAGGAUAAACAGUUGGACUUAACUGACAAUUUUACAGUAAGGUCAAUUGGUUCGAGAUGGUUGAUUUCCGACGACAUUUUGCAUUUAUCUAGUGUACUAAAUGGACCUCUGCCUGUCUAUCAUCCUCAAUUCUUAAUCCAAGCAUUAUAUUUUGGUAAGAUAAAAUUAACAAAAGGAAUUUUAUUGAGAUUGUUUUCAAAAUUGAGACAAAUUGAGUUUAACCCUGAUCUAAGAGAUGCAUUGUCUUCAAACCUAGAUUUAAAUUACGGGAAUUUUAUAAUGGCAUCCGAGAAAAACUACGUUAGUGAUACAGCUGAAGAUGCAUGCGAAAAUUUUGAUAGUAACGUGUCUUCCAGGUUGCGAGAGACGUUAACAAAAGUGAUGCUACCAUAUUUGACACGAAAUCAGCAAAAAACAUUGAUAACGGUUGUAGAGGCCUUGGAGGAAAUGAGUAAAAAUGAAAGGAGUGUGGAUUUUAGCGGCUUAUUAUUUAUUCUGGGAUUGAAACUAUUUAUUGCACAUAUGAAAACCCAGCCUUCUGUUACAAUGAGGGAUGUCGCGUGGGCACUUCAUUCUGAAAACAAGCAGGUUUUAUUAUCAUUGAUUGAUUCUGAUCUGAAUUCCUGGUCAAGAGCAAAACAAUAUAGGAUAUCAUAUUGGGCAACAGAAGAAGAUUUAAAAAGAAAAUUCGAGCACAUUGCAAAGUUUGAAUUUGCAGUUGAUGGUACUAACAAUCCAUUCAACUGCGCGAUAUUCUAUCUGGCGUUAAAGAAGAAAAACGUUUUACUAGGGUUAUGGAAGAUAUCCUCUUCUCAUCCAGAGGGGGCUAAAAUGUUGAAAUUUCUGAAGAACGACUUCUCUGAACCUCGUUGGAGAACUGCUGCAUUAAAAAACGCAUUCGUACUGGUUAGUAAACAUCGAUACCUAGACGCAGCUUGUUUCUUCCUUAUAGCAAAUUCGCUAAAAGACGCCGUGAACGUUUUAGUGACGAAGGUGAAUGAUCUAGAUCUUGCUAUUGGCGUUUGCAGGGUCUACGAGGGCGACAAUGGACCUGAACUGUAUAACAUGCUAAUAAAGUACGUUUUACCUGCUGCAAUCGAAGAAAACGACGGUUGGACUUCGACUUUUGUGUUCUGGAAGUUGCGGAAGAGAGCUUUAGCAAUUAAAAGUCUAUUAAUGUCUCCAUUGGAGUUCAGUUCAGACUUCGAAGGUAUAAAUAAGGAUCUCAUCGUCAAUAAAUCCUACUUAAUGGAAGAUCCUGCGCUACUGCAUCUUUACUUACAACUACGGAAAAAGAAGAUAGAUUAUUUUAAGGGAUCUUUGGAGAUCAAUGAAAACACGGAAUACAAUAUUAUUAAAAAGGUUGCCAAUAUUUAUUUCCGCAUGGGAUGUGAAUACUUAUCUUUAUCCUUACUGCGGAACUGGGACUUCACUGAAAAAAGGAAAAUGGCCAAAACGCAAAAUGUAGAUCUUCGUGAAAUGGAAAAUAAAAUGCUUGAGCAAGGUAAUAUGUUAAGUGGUGGGUCGCAUCCAAACAUGUUCCAAAAAUCUGAACAAGCUUCAUAUUCAGCAUCUUUCAACGAUACAUCGUCACCGAGGAAUAUCCUGGAUGAGUAUAUGAAUCAAAAGCAGUCUCCACGUUCAAAGGUCGUUAGCUUAUCUAUUACACAUACUUCUGAUAAUCCGGCCUCUUCAAGGCCUCCUCGUCAGGCUUCAACUCCAAGGAAUCUUCUUGAUGAAUACAUGAAUUAG